Messenger RNA from Sinocyclocheilus rhinocerous, 721 nucleotides. RefSeq names its product translation machinery-associated protein 7-like. The transcript has 3 exons. NCBI's taxonomy places the organism in Eukaryota, Metazoa, Chordata, Actinopteri, Cypriniformes, Cyprinidae. The annotation marks the transcript as partial. The record is from RefSeq and is a predicted model, not a curated record.
AAUGGUAUCCAAAUACUUAUUUAUGCAGGAGGUAAAAAGAAACCCCUCAAGGCUGCCAAAAAGCAGUCGAAGGAUAUGGACGAUGAGGACAUGGCUUUCAAACAGAAACAGAAAGAGGAGCAGAAAGCAAUGGAACAGUUGAAAGCCAAGGCUACUGGAAAAGGACCUUUAACUGGAGGUGGCAUCAAGAAGUCUGGGAAGAAAUGAAUGUGUUUUAGUGUAUAUUUGCUUGCCGUUUAAACCACCAACUCGUGUUUUGGGUCCACAGUGGUGACGUAAAAUGAUUAUUUUUUUUAGUUUAUAGUUCUCUUAUAUUUUGUAGAGGAAUAAAGUUUGUAGUGACUGUAAAUUUCAAUUUCAGAUGUUUAAUGUCUUUGUGAAACAUUCAUAUGACAGUCAAAGCUCAUGAAAAAUAACUACAAUAUCCAAACAUUUCAAGUCUCAUGUAAACAAUCACAGAAGUGUUAAGCUUAUCUUCAUCCGAUCUCCACACUUUUCUUGUCCACGAAUGUUCCAUCUCACAAUAUCAUCUUUGUUCAACCUAAACAAAAAAAACUUGAUGUUAUUGUUUCUUUUUGUUAUAUAGUAUUCGUCAUUGAGUUGCUCUUCAUGUGUCUUACGUUGACGUUUAAGCAGUUUUUUCUUCAGUUCCACUUCUACUGGAUAGUGGUCUGUGUUGGAUAAUAAAUCUGUGUUUAAGAAGAAUACUCAACCUGUCCUC